UUACACGCGUCCAACUGCUGCAGAUCGCCAGGAAACGCCCAUACGUCGACUUCCCUGUCAGCUGAAGUGCGUUUGAAGAACAGACACUGAACAAAGAAACAUCUCUGAUAUACUCUGCAGGAUCUCAAAGAAAAGCAGUUUUCAAAAGAGAACAGAAUUCAGAACUAAGGGACGUGAGAUCCAUGGAGCAGAGCAGGGACAAAGACCCCGAGGAGUUGCCGAAAGAUGGAGGGCGCUCGGUCAUCACGACGCGCCGGCAAGUGCGAACUAUCACCACUACGGGCCAUAUCACCACGGGACACGUCGCCGAUGACGACGAGGACUACGAUGAUAACAACCAGCAGCAUCUCGACCAUGGUCGGCAAACAGUGACGCCCUCUCUCAAUAAUCAGCAGCAACAGCAGUUACUGAAGCGUCAGGCACUUGCAACGUCAUCCCCACAUAACAAUGACGUGUCCAUGACGCACAGCCCGGCGCCACCAAACAACCACACACCUCCAGGUUCUGUGAGACAAUCACACGUCUCCCCAGCUGGGCAGCUCAUAAAUACCAAAGAAGUUGUCAGUAUCAAUGAGUCUUCACCAAACGCACAACAGCAACAAAGUUAUCAGCAGCAGGUGCCGUAUAGCUCUUCUCCGCCUAGUCAGGUGAGGUACACGUCACCCACAAGCCAUAGCACCGUCGUGCAGUCGCAGCCCACCGUGUGCUACACCACCACGACAGAACAUUACCAGCAACCGCAGCCCAGUCCCCCACCUCCCCUCCUCGCAAUUCAGCAGCCACAAGUGGCCACAAACAUCCAACAUCGUUUCACACCUACCCCUUCGGUAGCAAGAACUGAAGGCAGUGCGCAACACCGGUACGCGUCACCAUCUCUGGAGCACCAGCAACAAGAUGCGCCACAGCACAGAUACGCCCCUCAGACCCACCAGUUGCUUCCAACACAGGAACAGCAACAUCUACAGGGAUACCAGCACCAUAAUCAUCAAGACAUGACUCCUCCGCCAGAUCUAGAAUACAUUCAUCAUCACCAUCAGCUGAAUGCCUAUGGUGAUACAGGUGAUCAAUCAUUACAAGUUAAGAAUGAAGGUCACGACGAGGGAGGGGCUGCAGGUGGUGCUAAGUUGGCACAACUGCAGACGCUUAAGAACAAUGACGCCAACGGUGGCAGCAGUGCCUGUAUCACUCCUCCGGGCCCUGCUACUUUGACACAGCAAAUAGGCCAACAAACUGACAGUCAGGGGACUACGUACACCACACUGGAGACUGUAACCUCAGCCAACAAUUACCAUGCUUCUUACAGCGAGAAUACCGUUCACUCACCGUAUCAACUGCAGCAGGCUUCCAGUAUGUCGUCUCCUGGGUAUUCGCAGUACCUCCCCAAGUCCUCCAGUGCAGAACUGUACACCUUGUACCCUACGUCAGCUGGAGGAAUGGCAAACAAAGUGGUUUCCCUCGGAUCUUCAGAAAGUCCGCUGAUCUACACAAGAAGUGAUCCUACGUUGACCUCAACUUCAAUAUCCGUGGAUUCUAAACCUUCGGCCACACAACUUUACAGCAGCCUACAGGGACACAAUCAGUCCCUGACUUAUGACCAACACCAGCCACCAGGAUCUCCGAACUCACAGCAAGUCACUCUCUACGGCCACGGAACCGCGGCGAGCUACAUAAGCAAGUUCUCAAUGGCCGCCGAUCCGUCUGCACAGUACUGGACUACAUCUGCAAAUGGAUCGCCCACGGCAAUUGACUACGUCGGGUCAGGUUAUGGAGGAACGGCGCUACAUAACUCUGUUGUUACUGACGGCGUUACGACGUCGUCUCCAAUGCAACAGACUGCUUUCACAACAUUCGGAAGUAACGGAGGUGCAGGGCCGUCGACAUCCUGGAACAUGUCGUUUGAAGACAAUUACGACGCAAGCAACAUGCUGGGGGUGGACAUCAAGGAAUGUGUGAAUUGCGCCGCCAGUGUGACGCCCCUCUGGAGGCGUGAUGGCACCGGCCACUACCUCUGCAAUGCGUGUGGUUUAUACAACAGAAUUAAUGGCGUCAACAGACCGCCCUUCCGCAACCACACCAAGAAAACUAGCUCGACCGGCAAUCGGCGGACAGGUGUCUCAUGUGCCAAUUGCAACACGAACACAACGACUUUAUGGCGACGCAACAACAGCGGAGAGCCGGUAUGCAACGCCUGUGGUCUCUACUUCAAACUCCACGGGGUCAACCGCCCGCUAAGCAUGAAGAAAGAAGGUAUUCAGACCCGAAAAAGGAAACCAAAGAAUCCAGGACAGGGGAGCCAGGGAUCAGCAGGGUCACUGUCCGGUGUCAUCAAGACGGAAGGGAAGGGCAGCAUUCAGCAUGUGGACAAGCUGGAGCUGGCACAUAUGUACGGUGGCGGAACUGGGAGUCCCGACGUGAAGCCCCACCAGAUGUUACUUCAACAGCAGGCGCACGGAGGUCUCCUAGGUGACGAGAUGGGUCAGCCAGCAGAUCACUACAACAGUCUGGGGCCCACACCCUCCCAGUCCCCCCUUCUGCCAUCCACGAGCAUACUCAACAGACAUAUUUCCAAUGUACCACCGCUAGAGCCCAUACCUACAAGGCCAUCACCUGACGCCUUGACAAGUGUCAUCACUUCGACGUCCAUCUUAAACAAUGAACAACAAAACAACUGAUUCAUUUACCUCGGAAACCACCAUCUGUUGGCCCCUGGAUUCGAAGCUUAAACUAUAGUUAGCCGAAGUCAUUCCAGUGAACGUUGUCUAGAAAAGAAUAUAGGAGGAAUGCACUCUACUAUAUUAACAGCCAUGUAUUAGGAGGGCAAAGAUGUAACGAGGGCUAUGAAAAAGCUCGAAUAGUGGUCUCAACAAAAUAUCUGAUUUCUGCAGAUGGUUUAGGUAAUGUUUGUUGUUCCGUGGACAGGUUAGUUCUCUAUACAUGUUGCCUCUGAGAAAGUAGAACGACAGACCUUUUACUGUGAAAAUGGAGGAAGAUCUCUCCCUAACAUAUAAAUCUUACUGUAAACGCAGUGUAACAGUCUAACUUUUCUCAUACAAUCGAAGCAGUUACUUAUCCCUAGGGUAAACUGUUUAACGCAUUCAUUGCGGAGUGUUUAAGAGUCUUUAAAGACUGAAUUUCUUCUGAGAAAUAUGUAGAAAUUUAUAUUUUACCUCACAGGAAACACAUUUGUCUCGGCUUCAAAGAUAAAUAAGUUAAUGCUGUUUAGGGAAACAGACACUGUUUAUCAUGAGAACCACACGGAACACACGAAUGCACUCUGGGGGCAGAACGCAGAGUUUCAAAUGUAUUAAAGCAAGUGGUACCUAAAAUAACCACUGAAUUUUGAAAGGAUAAUUGCCAGUGUAGACCUGUAAGCCCAAAGUUGUUACUAGUCAGAAUAAUAUAAACUCUUUCUAUUGGAUAAACAAACACGUGCCACAUGAAUUUCCGAAAUAGAUACACUUCUUGAUUUAUCACAGUGCUGUAUGAUCUGCGAAGGAAGUAGACCAAGUUCCUUGUGGAAGAAAGGAAAUGUGAUUUGGAUUGACCAUGAUGUCGUGAGCUGCCGUUUAUAAUGAAGAAACCCACCCUAGAAUGGUAAUUCUGUCGUAGUUGGCAAUGAGGAUGUAAAUAUAUUAGAAGUGUGCUUUGUCUCUGAGAGAGAAAGAGAACAUUUUAGAGGUUCCGAAAUUAAUUUCUUUUAACAGACAGAAUAUAAUGAGCCAAUGCGUGCCGUUCAAAAUCCGUUUCAAAAGGUAUCUUGUCAACACUGUUGAAGAAUCUGGUCUGUACGACUAGGCAUCAGCUGAUUUCUACCGGCAAUUCUUUUCAGAUUGCAAAAUGCUUUCGGUAUCUGGCCUAAGCGAUAAGCCGGAGCGUGAAGCCUGCAUUUAAUUGUUGACAUCAGCGCCCUCACUGGUCUAGUGAAGUUUCUACAGUUUCACAGAAUUAGAUCUACAAUAAUUUAAUUUAUGAUUAUGCAUAUUUUUAAUAAAAUGUGGGGAAAAAUUAUAUGGGAGUACAAGAAAAUCGGUACGGUUUAUCAUGACAAAACUAUUCGGAACUAUUAAUUUUAUUCGUGUCCUUUAAGUGUACAUUUGUUAAUUUUUUUAUUAAUAUGCUGAAGUAUCGUUCAUUUUGCAGUAAUUACAAGGUAGCUUAAAAGUAUUAUUUGUAUACAUAAAAAUUGUAUCUUUAUGGGUUUAAUUGAUUCUGUUAAAGAAUAAUCUAGUCAGGGUUGCCAAAUCCAUG
This is a messenger RNA of Cryptotermes secundus, 4248 nucleotides long. RefSeq names its product box A-binding factor. The coding region runs from base 183 to 2672 and encodes 829 amino acids. Gene Ontology annotation, molecular function: zinc ion binding; RNA polymerase II cis-regulatory region sequence-specific DNA binding; DNA-binding transcription factor activity, RNA polymerase II-specific. The transcript is spliced from 10 exons. Lineage: Eukaryota; Metazoa; Arthropoda; Insecta; Blattodea; Kalotermitidae. Gene Ontology annotation, biological process: positive regulation of transcription by RNA polymerase II; negative regulation of transcription by RNA polymerase II; cell fate commitment. The record is from RefSeq and is a predicted model, not a curated record.